Molecule: messenger RNA, 3866 nt
Organism: Phaeodactylum tricornutum CCAP 1055/1
Lineage: Eukaryota; Bacillariophyta; Bacillariophyceae; Surirellales; Neidiaceae
Gene: CDC6
Exons: 3
Coding region: 1-3324 (1107 amino acids)
Biological process (GO): mitotic DNA replication checkpoint signaling
Cellular component (GO): nucleus
Molecular function (GO): ATP hydrolysis activity; DNA replication origin binding
Source: RefSeq, a predicted model, not a curated record
AUGGCGAAGACUCUUUCAUCCUCGACCGCGACGGCUAUUCCCGAUCUGCAGACAUCAAUUGAAGCCAGAGAGGACCUUGGAGACUUGUUGUUUCAUGCUAAAAUCAAAACGAGCGAUGGAAUGGUCCUUUGGCCGUGUAUGAAGUUUGCCAGCGGGUGCGACGAAAUUGUUCAGUGGCUGGAUGGAACGGAGCUGCUUUCGAAACGUCGUCAAAGACAGUGUACCGUUGCAAUUCUUAAACAAAAAUUGAAAGAACCUGAGUCUAUAUCGAGCACAACGCCCGUGUUGUAUCUUUUGGGGGAGAAAUUGCCGCAGGGGACAAGCCGUAUUCUCUUGCCCGAACGAUACGAAGUCGAUCCGAUUUUGAUGCACAAUCUGGCUUUGGACUUUACAGACGCAGACCUUGACUACGUCCAGGCGUUAGAUGAGGUUCUCAAAGUCUUGGAAGGAAACUUAAGCAACAGCGCUGCCUCGAAAAUGACAUGGCGUUCAAGCAGCAAGAAAGAAUUGGCUCCGUUGACUGGCUUGAGCAGCACGAUUGCGGAACCUGCGACCAUCCCUGACGGAGUGAGUGCCAACGGCCUUCCGUUUUCUACAACUUCCCGGAGAUCACACCGAGAGAGUCAAACGCAGACACACGUAUCGCCUGAACGAAGCGUCCUAGAAAGUGUUGGAUCGAACCUCUCAGACCUUAAAAACCAGCCCACUCUACGCUUGGCCAGCACACCAACAGCAGAAUCUGAUUCCGACAUCCAAUCUUCCGGGACGAAAAAAUCAAAGAAUGCUCGUAUUAGUAUGGAGCCUGCCUUGGCAGAGAACUCUUCGCAGAAACCCAAUGACGUGACACCGAAGUCAGCUUCGUCUGAGACACGAACUCGGACGAGUACGCGGUCUAGUCAAGGAUCCGCUUUGAAAGCCUCGACAGCCUCCCUGGUGGAUUUCUCGGCACCAAGUACUUCCCUCACCUUGAAAACAUCCAGCGUGCAAAAAUCCAAAGUUUCGACCGCGAAAAAAUCGAACCGAAAAAAGCCACUGCUUGACGACACUAGUUUGGAACCGAUUCCGACAUUUCACAGGGUUCGCAAGCUCCUUAUAAAAUGUGGCUUUCUCUUUCGGCAGAAUACUUAUUGCCGCCCUGGUAUGGAUCCGAGACGGAACCCAUUGGCCAGGAAAGGUGAGGACUAUUUUGACAACGAACACGAUUUCCGGAAGCAUGUUUGUGCCUACGGAUUAAAUUGCAGCUCUUUAAAACUGACGAAAGACGAAGAAACGCUCGUUACGCAAUGGGUUCGCUAUGCAAUCGUGGACUUUGCUGCAGAUGCCACAUGCAUCCCACAGCACGAGCUGUUAUCGGUGUCCCGAGCUGAAAAGUUGCUUCUGGAUGUGGGCGUACUGGAUGUCAAAUACAUCAAUGGUAUUGACGACGCGUAUGUAUACCCGGGGACAAGUAAAGAUUCCUACACGUUCGGAAUGAAUGCUUUUAUAAAGGGUGGAAACAAUACGGAGAUGUUUAUGAAUCUGGCGCGCUUUGGUAUUCCUGAUGGAUGUGAUUUCAGCAAAGUAUCCAGAGCCGACUAUCUAAGUCUGCAACUUCAUUUGACAGAACCUGGAACCAUCGAUACCUUUGGGACGUUUGAGGACCCUUUCCCCAGCGACACUGUGGUGCCGAGAACACGAACCCGCCGAAUGUCAACUACUACCCCUGCAAAGGUUCCCCAGGAGUAUCAGAAAGGAAAACGAGCAAUCAGCAACUACAGUCCUACCAAUAUCUCAACUGUGACUAACGAUUCUGUGUGUGACAACAGCAGCGUUGUCUCCGAUAGGAAUGAGAAAAAGCGCAAGGCAAAGGCUUCUUCUAGUAAGCCCAUGAAGUCGCCUCGAACUGUUUCGACUGUUGACGCGGAAAAAGAUCGUACCGGUGGCGAUCGGUCACUUUCUGCCCCUGAAACAUAUGCUGCUAAGUGGGCUCCUAUGUUCGAAGCGUUAGAAUUGCCCAAUAUUGAGAUAGAAUUACCGUGUGAAGGAUUAACGAAUGAGCAAAAGCUCACGGAAUGCCUGGAGCGUCUCAAUGCCUCGUCGGAAGCAAUCGGUUUCAGUGUUCCGAGGGAUGGGGCUUUCGCCAAAAAUUUAGGCUCGAUUUACGACUUUAUUAUGGAAAACGUCUCAGAUGGGACCAUGGGUUCGAACGGAAACUCUGCACUCUAUGUAUGUGGGGUGCCAGGAAUUGGCAAGACUACAGGUGUGAAGUGGUGCUGCGAUAAGUCGUUAGAGUUAAUUCAACGUGAGAAAAGCGAUAGGUUUCGCACGCCCCUCUUCUGUGUCAUGAGCGCUGCUUCAUUGAAUUCGGUCAAGAAAUUUGAGGAAACGCUUUUCUCGUCAAUGGCAAGCGCCAUUUCAUCAGUACAUGCUACAAAGGAGGGAAUUUUGCGAAAACUUCAACGUGGGAAAGAAAAAGCUGUACUCUUUUUGGUCUUAGAUGAAAUCGACCAUCUGGUUUUGGUGAAGCAGGGUUCAAGCAAGAAACGAACGGGUGGAGAGAAAAUUUUGCAGUGGCUUCUUGAUUGGGCCGCUGACCCAAAAAUCCCCUUUGCUCUGAUAGGCAUUUUCAAUUCAAUCGGAAAUGAUAGAUUUGGUCGUCUCCAUGAAAUUGGAAAGUUCAGGAAUACCGUUACGUUCAGUUCUUACGAUCACAACGAAAUUGUUUCCAUACUCAAAUCUCGAGUUGGGAACAGGAUCGUGGCCCCGAACGCGUUGACUUUUAUUGCGAAGAAAGUUCAGCAGAGUAGUGGUGAUGCCCGAAAGGCGCUUGAAGACAUGUCUCUUGCCAUAAAAUUCUGCUUGGAUUCUCUUUCAGACAGUGAAAAGACCAGCAGAAAUAACGCAAUUUUGGUGAAUAUGCAACACGCAGUUAAGGUUUUUAGUGUGGUGAGCAAGGACUUUCAGGAGAGAAUAUUGACCCUUCCCUACUUGUCAAAGGUUAUUCUGUGCGUAGUCGUGACAUUGGCCCAAGCCAAGGUUUCAACAACGACCGUUGGGAUCCUAAAACGUGCAGUUACUGACUGCGUCAUGCAGACUAACGAAGAUGAACUUGUCAGCUUGGAGAACUUUCAAUUCAUGCUGGCGGACCUCGUUGACAAAGGUUUGCUUUGUUUUGAAGGGAAGGGCAGCGAGGAUGACUUGUGUCAGCAACAGCAUAUGCCUGUUCGUUUGGGUACUCAACUUGAUGACGUCGAACAAGUCCUGGAGAAGGACCUUUCCCAACAGCAGUUCUUUGGCAAGUUACGUGCACUUGCAAGGGACAGGGCCACAGAGUUUCGCCGAUAGGGAAGCAAGACUUAGCUUAAUAUGAACAAGCAGUGUUGGAUUUUUGCAGGUUCUAUUCUUGCUUCAUAGUCUGCAUUGCCUGCGCAAUUUGUAGCCUCAAACAAAGACAUUCCUUGUAGCUUAGGUCUACGCCAGGAAACGCCAGCAGCAAACGAUGACCCUUGCCUCUUCGCUUUACGCGGAAAAGGAGUUCACUGCAUACUCGGUACGCCAAAAUUCUCUCAACUACUACGCAGUCUAUCACUUGAUCCUUAGGAAUGAAUGUUGCUUUCCCAAUCAAUUUCGAAUUUUCGUUAGUGUGUGUUGUCUGCAUCUGUACCCCUAGUGGAUAAACAUACACGGCAACCGCUGUCUUCUUUGAAAUAGAACUUAUCGUCCACGCAAGGGUCGCCACCAGCGCUAAGAUAGCUCCAGCGGUAAAUAUAUAUGGGUUAUCAAAAGCGAGCGAAGUGGCAAGGAAAGCAACGGUCGCACCUAGGCAACCCAAUCUCGAGCUCGUAGAGAAAGGCUCCACCAUACUGCUCCUGGACUGUACGACGAAG